AUGAGCUACGGCAAAAAAGAUGAAGAUGCCGACCUCGGCCUGGUCAAGGUCGAUCGCACCCAAGUUUUCCAAGAAGCUCGAUUGUUCAAUAGUUCGCCAAUUCAACCACGAAGAUGUCGCAUUCUCUUAACAAAGAUUGCCCUCCUCCUAUAUACCGGCGAGAAAUUCCCGACGAACGAAGCCACCACUCUAUUCUUCGGUAUCUCGAAGCUAUUCCAGAACAAGGAUGCCAGCUUGCGACAAAUGGUUCAUCUGGUCAUCAAGGAGAUUGCCAACUCGGCAGAAGAUAUUAUUAUGGUUACGAGUACCAUAAUGAAGGAUACUGGUGGUAGCACAGACGCAAUCUACAGACCGAAUGCCAUACGAGCCCUAUGUCGCAUUAUCGACGCGACAACUGUCCAAUCGAUCGAGCGUGUAAUGAAGACUGCGAUAGUCGACAAGAAUCCUUCAGUAUCCUCCGCCGCCCUUGUAUCUUCCUACCAUCUCCUCCCGAUCGCCAAGGAUGUCGUUCGACGAUGGCAGUCCGAAACUCAGGAGGCUGCUGCCUCGACCAAAUCCUCGGGUGGCUUCUCUCUUGGCUUUUCAUCUUCCUCUGCUUCGCUCCCGGUUAACAACUCAACUAUGACCCAAUACCACGCCAUUGGCCUCCUAUAUCAGAUACGAUCUCAUGAUAGGAUGGCUUUGGUCAAGAUGGUGCAGCAGUUUGGUGCCGCUGGUGCUGUCAAGAGCCCUGCCGCUAUAGUGAUGCUGGUCAGGUUGGCUGCGCAAUUGGCUGAGGAGGAUCAAUCCCUCAGGAAGCCUAUGAUGCAGCUAUUAGAUGGAUGGUUAAGGCAUAAGAGCGAAAUGGUCAAUUUCGAGGCAGCCAAGGCAAUCUGUGAUAUAAGAGAUGUUACGGACGCCGAAGUCACCCAAGCUGUCCAUGUGCUGCAGCUAUUCCUUUCUUCGCCUCGUGCCGUAACCAAGUUCGCUGCCCUCCGAAUUCUACACAAUUUUGCUUCCUUCAAGCCGCAGGCUGUCAAUGUUUGCAACCCAGAUAUCGAGGCGCUCAUCUCGAACAGCAACCGAUCAAUUGCUACGUUCGCUAUUACUACGCUCCUCAAGACCGGCAACGAAGCAAAUUACUAUCGUCGAGGCCAUUCGAACCUUAUGCCUCAAGUUCCCGAGCAAGCAAGCUGGUAUGCUUUCUUUUUGAGCGGCAUCCUACGCGACGAAGGUGGUUACGAGUUCAAGCGAGCGGUGGUGGAAAGCAUGUUCGAUCUCAUCAAGUUCGUGCCGGAUUCCAAGGAAGACGCUCUCGCCCACCUCUGCGAAUUUAUCGAAGACUGCGAGUUUACUAAAUUGGCUGUUCGUAUCCUCCACUUGCUAGGUUUGGAAGGUCCCAGGACUUCUCAACCUACCAAGUACAUCCGGUACAUCUACAACCGUGUCGUUCUAGAGAACGCCAUUGUGAGAGCGGCAGCCGUAACCGCUCUAGCCAAGUUCGGUGUGGGUCAGAAGGACCCCGAAGUCAAGCGUAGCGUCGACGUUCUAUUGACUAGGUGCUUGGAUGACGUGGAUGAUGAAGUCCGUGACCGUGCUGCGCUCAACCUGAGAUUAAUGCACGAGGAAGACGAUUUGGGUGAACGCUUCAUCAAGAACGAAAAUAUGUUCUCACUACAAUACUUCGAACACCAGCUUGUCAUGUAUGUAACAUCUGACGAUAAGUCGGCCUUCGAGACUCCGUUCGAUAUCAGCCAGAUCCCGGUCGUCACCCGGGAACAAGCAGAUGCUGAGGACCGCACGAAGAAGCUUACGGCCACUACCCCAUCUCUAAAGCCGCCAAAGACGGGACCCACAAAGGCGGUGCCAACUGGCGCGGAGGCGCAAGCUUCGGCAGCCGCCGCAGCGCAGAAGUACGCUCAAGAACUUCUGUCUAUCCCAGAGAUGAAAGAGUUUGGCGGUGUCCUCAAAUCGUCUCCUGUUGUUGAGUUGACCGAGGCCGAAACUGAGUACGUCGUAUCAGUCGUCAAGCACAUCUUCAAGGAGCACAUUGUGCUCCAAUAUGAGGUUAAGAACACUCUUCCAGCUACUGUCCUCGAAAACGUAUCAGUGGUGGCAACGCCAUCUGACGAAGAAGAACUGGAGGAAGUAUUCAUUAUCCAGGCUGAGAAACUCCCCACGGAUGAGCCCGGAAAGAUCUACGUAGCAUUCAAGAAAGCGAAUGGCGAAGGAUCACUGCCGACUGCCACCUUCUCCAACAUACUCAAGUUCACGAGCAAGGAGAUUGAUCCUACUACCAACGAGCCUGAAGAUACUGGCUACGACGACGAGUACGAGGUAUCAGACUUCGAUCUUGCCGGUAGCGAUUACGUGAUACCGACGUUCGCAGGCAACUUCAAUCACGUAUGGGAACAGGUGGGCGCGGCUGGCGAGGAGGCUGAAGAGACGAUGCAGCUGUCUGGGGUGAACAGUAUCGCAGAUGCUACGGAGCAACUUAUCAAGACACUCUCCCUACAACCAUUAGAAGGUACAGAUGUACCGGUGAACCAGACCACACAUCAACUCAAGCUCCUAGGCAAGACAGUCAAUGGCGGAAGGGUGGUGGCAAAUGUCAGGAUGGCGUACUCGUCGAAAUCAGGAGUAACAACCAAGAUUAUAGUACGCAGCGAGGAGGAGAAUGUUGCUGCUAUGGUAGUGGCAUCCGUCGCGUAA
Molecule: messenger RNA, 2691 nt
Organism: Daldinia childiae
Lineage: Eukaryota; Fungi; Ascomycota; Sordariomycetes; Xylariales; Hypoxylaceae
Product: putative coatomer subunit gamma
Exons: 6
Coding region: 1-2691 (896 amino acids)
Biological process (GO): protein secretion; endoplasmic reticulum to Golgi vesicle-mediated transport; intra-Golgi vesicle-mediated transport
Cellular component (GO): Golgi membrane; endoplasmic reticulum-Golgi intermediate compartment; COPI vesicle coat
Molecular function (GO): structural molecule activity
Source: RefSeq, a predicted model, not a curated record